Molecule: messenger RNA, 1512 nt
Organism: Stegastes partitus (bicolor damselfish)
Lineage: Eukaryota; Metazoa; Chordata; Actinopteri; Pomacentridae
Product: solute carrier family 2, facilitated glucose transporter member 11-like
Exons: 12
Coding region: 1-1512 (503 amino acids)
Biological process (GO): dehydroascorbic acid transport
Cellular component (GO): plasma membrane
Molecular function (GO): D-glucose transmembrane transporter activity
Source: RefSeq, a predicted model, not a curated record
AUGUCGCAUGCUGAUGCCCAAAAGAGCAGUCCUCUGACUUUGGUUCUGAUGGUUGCUUCUGCAGCCAUUGGAGGAACUCUUCAGUAUGGCUACAACCUGGCUAUCAUGAACGCUCCCACAGUUUUCAUCCAAACGUUCAUCAACGAGACGUUCCUGGAGCGGUGGGACAUCCAGUUGGAGGACUACCAAGUGACGCUGGUCUGGACAAUCAUUGUCUCCAUCUUCUCGUUGGGGGGGUUCGCCGGAGCUCUUAUUGCAGGACCUAUGACCAUCCGCUUUGGGAGGAAGAACUGUCUGCUGUUGAACAACAUCUUUCUAAUGAGCGGUGCACUCUUGGCACUGACAAGUAGAGCUGCCAAGUCAUUCGAGAUGAUCAUCAUCUCACGUAUCCUGGUUGGAAUAAAUGCUGGAAUCAGCAUGAAUGUGCAGCCCAUGUAUUUUGGGGAAAGCGCACCAAAGCACUUACGAGGAGCCGUCUCCUUGUCGUCGGCCGUCUUCACAGCGUUCGGCGUUGUGUUGGGACAGGUGGUCGGACUCAGAGAGAUUUUGGGCAGUGAGCCGUGUUGGCAGUACCUUCUUGCCAGUAAUGCCGUUCCUGGCCUCAUUCAGCUCCUGACCCUGCCGUGGUUCCCAGAGAGUCCCAGGUACCUGCUCAUCGACAGGGGGGACAAGGAGGCCUGUAUUAACGCUCUGAGGCGUCUUCGAGGCUGCGAGGUCCAGAGCAGCGAGCUGGACGAGAUCCUGCAGGAACAGGCCGAAACCAAAGGCAUGAGGCCGAAGCAACCCUGGGAGCUGUUCACCGACCGCUCCAUGCGCUGGCAGCUCAUCUCCGUCAUGAUCAUCAGCAGCGCCAUGCAGCUCUGCGGCAACGACUCGAUCUACUUCUAUGCAUCGUACGUGUUUAAAGAGGCUGGAAUAUCCGACGAAAAAAUCCAAUACAUCACGAUCGGCACCGGGACGUGUGAAUUCACGGCCUGCAUAAUGUGUAACCUGCUGAUAGAGCGUAAAGGUCGGAGGUUCAUGCUGAUGGGAGGCUUCAUCCUCAUGACCGUCUGGGCUGUUGUCUUCACCAUCGCUCUGUCGUUUGAGCACUACAUAUCGUGGAUGCCGUACCUGAGCAUGGGCUGCAUCUUCACGUACAUUCUCAGCUUUGGCAUGGGACCAGCCGGAGUGACCGGAGUUCUUCCCACAGAGAUCUUCAAUCAGACGGCUCGGCCUGCAGCCUACAUGAUCGCUGGAUCCAUGAUGUGGAUCAACCUGGGCAUUGUCGGGAUGAUCUUUCCUUUUCUAGUGAGCGAGCUGAGCGAGUACUGCUUCGUGCCGUUCGCCGCCGUCUGCGUGCUGUCGGCGCUCUACAUCGGCCUGUUCCUGCCCGAGACCAAAGGAAAGUCUCUGUCGACCAUCACGCGUGAAUUCCACAAGCUCAACUUCAAAGACCAGGCGAAAAACUUUGAAUCGCAGACUGAAGCUCAGUACCAGCUGGGUGAAGUGUGUCACUCCACCGCCAUGUAG